AUGUACACCCGGAACAACCCCAACGGCCGCACUCUGACACUCAUUGACCACAACAGCGACUUAAAGAUCUGGGAGUUGGGAGCUCCAAGCGAUCGUCCUCUACCUCGCAAGUCCGGCAAGGAGGGCAAGCUGUCGCUUGCGCAAGACGAUGAGCGUGUUCUCUACCACCUGCACUCGGAGACGCUCCCCUCCACGAUCACGCACUGCGCGAACGGGGUCAUCUGGGUGUCCGGCGUGUUCGAGAGCGUGCUGCCGAAGCAGGAGUGGCCGCGAGGCGAUCAGUGCGUGGUUGUGGACAUCUUGUUCACAUGGGCCCGUUUUGCAUGGUAUGCUCCCGGGCGUCGAGGGGCUGUACGUGCCGACAAAUUUCCUGGUGCUCUAGGUGUUAAAGUCGCUUUUGAGCUGUUUGGGACGUCUCAGAGCUGA
Molecule: messenger RNA, 426 nt
Organism: Epithele typhae
Lineage: Eukaryota; Fungi; Basidiomycota; Agaricomycetes; Polyporales; Epitheliaceae
Exons: 2
Coding region: 1-426 (141 amino acids)
Source: RefSeq, a predicted model, not a curated record